UAGAACACAGGAUUGAAGGAGGUUUAAACGUGUAAACGUGUCAUCAAUAACCAAGAAGCAGGUUUAAUUUGGUGCAUGCGUUCUCCUCCUCUCCUCCACUCCUGUACAUCAGACAGCAGCCAUUGUCGUUAUAACCUGUUUUUGAUCUCUCUAUCGGAUAACACAGACGCACUCACACACACACACAUAUUUACACAGAUGGGUUGUACUGUAAGAGAGAAGCAUCUCCGUACGAACCGGAGGAGCCGAUCCUUGAAACCCGAUUCUGAAUCCUGCUGUCAUCUCGAUAGAGCAGCAAUCUCCAAAUCAAUACUAGAAGCGGGUCUCAAACCCCUGAAUUACCAUCUGGGUCAGACCGAUUCCACCCAGAACCCGAAUCCUGUCACCAAUGCUAACCUAAAUUCUAAUUUCGAUGAUCAUGGAUGGGGUUACUGCACUGAAGAACAGUUAGAGGAAAUCCUAUUGAAAAACCUUGAAUUUUUGUAUAAUGAAGCCAUAUCUAAGCUUAUUGCAUUGGGUUAUGAUGAGGAUAUUGCUUUGAAGGCCAUAUUGCGUAAUGGGCAUUGCUAUGGUGGCAUGGAUGUGCUGACCAAUAUUCUCCAUAACUCAUUGGCUUAUCUGAAUAGUAGUUGUGGCAGCGGCGGUGGUGGUGGCAGUAGUAGCAAUGAGAGUUCGCUGGAAUCUGAACCCAUUUUUGCCGAUUUGAGGCAGUUAGAGGAGUACUCACUGGCAGGUAUGGUGUGUUUGUUGCAACGAGUUAGACCCCAUCUGUGUAAAGGUGAUGCAAUGUGGUGCCUUCUGAUGAGCGAUCUCCAUGUGGGCCGUGCGAGUACUAUGGAAAUUCCUACGCCUGGAAAUGGUAAUAGAAGUAGUAAUCUAUCACAGAGCAACAGUGAGAGUGUUGAAGAUGACCGUGUAGCUAUUGCUGCACCUCCCCUUUGUCAGUUUCACGGUGGGUGGGGGUUUGGAAAUGGGGGCGACUCAGACUUUUCUGCUAAUGGUUUUUUCUCAUAUAGAACGGAAAUGCCAAGGGAUAUCGAGUGUCCGGAGAGAUUUAAUCUUUCGCCUGCCAUGAAGUCUUUGUUGAAAAGAAAUGUUGCUAUGUUUGCAGCUGGUUUUCGGGCAAAUUCAAAACAAAUGAUGCAAACUCAGGCUUGUAUUAGUGCUUCAGCUGGUGGGAACGCUAAUCAAGUUGUGUUGGGGGGUGAAAUUCCUGUUGAGAAGAAUGAUGAGUCGAAAUUUUUGAAAAGCCAAGAUGGUGUCAAUUUGGUAAUGAGUAAGUUUCAAGAUUUGAAUCUUGAUGAGAAUAUGGAGCUUUCUGGAGAAGAACAGAAGGAUGAGAUCAUUGUAACCCUGCUGCAUCAGAUUAAGGAACUUGAGAGGCAAGUGAAAGAAAGGAAGGAGUGGGCCCACCAGAAGGCAAUGCAGGCUGCAAGAAAGCUUAGUAAUGAUUUGACAGAGCUUAAAACGCUGAGGAUGGAGGGAGAAGAGACUCAGAGAUUGAAGAAGGGAAAACAAACCUUGGAGGACUCAACCAUGAAGAGGCUUACAGAGAUGGAAAAUGCUCUGAGGAAGGCCAGCAGCCAGGUAGACCGGGCAAAUGCAGCUGUACGGCGGCUUGAGACAGAGAAUGCUGAAAUUAGGGCAGAGAUGGAGGCUUCUAAGUUAAGUGAAUCGGAGUCUAUUACAACACGCUUAGAGGUGGAAAAGAGAGAGAAGAAGUGUCAAAAGAGGCUCAUGGCCUGGGACAAACAGAAAAGCAAGUUGCAGGAUGAGAUUACAGAUGAGAAAGAGAAAAUCAAGGAGUUGCAACGAUGCUUGGCGAUGGUGGAGCGGGCUCAAAAAGAAUCCGAGGGAAAGUGGAAGCAGGAAGUGAAGGCAAAAGAGCUGGCCUUGGCCCAAGUGGAGGAGAAAAGACACUCCAAGGAAGCAGCCGAGGCUAGUAACAAAAGAAAGCUUGAGGCUCUGCGCCUGAAGAUAGACAUAGACUUCCAGUGCCAUAAGGAUGAUUUCCAAAGACUUGAGCAAGAGCUAUCGCGUCUGAAAUCAGCUGUGCAGUCCACUGAGUUGAAUCAUCAAUCAAAUACUUUGCCCUCAGGAAAUUCUGAUGGCACAAAGCCCAAAGGAGAAACAAUUGCUAGGUUGAUUCAAGAACUAGAUAAUCUAGAGGACUCUUCUCAUAAAGAAGGCAACUGUGAGAGGCAAUGCUUUAUUUGCAUGAAAGAUGAAGUUUCUGUCGUUUUUCUGCCCUGUGCCCACCAAGUUCUGUGCGCCAGUUGCAGUGAGAAUUACGGGAAGAAGGGUAAAGCUACCUGUCCUUGCUGCUGUGCUCCAAUUGAGCAGAGAAUCCAUGUUUUUGGAGCAAGUUCAUAGUUCAAUUCUGGUUUAAAUUUUUAUAAUGCCUUCUGGGAGAAGUCUUCAGGUAUACUUUACCUAUUCAGUUUAUGUUUCAUGCAGCAGUCGUUGGGACUGCUUACUUUACAUAUAGUUGCCUUCAACAUGCAGCACAGCUGAUAAAGUCAGCAUCAUGAGGAUCUAUGUACAUAAAAAUCAAACUUCUUUCCUGCUCGUUCUUCUAGCCCAAAUAAGUAGAAUGCUUAUGCCUUUUACAAUGCUAAAUAUAUGAUGAUUCAUACAAUUGCAGUGAGGAUUAGCUGAUUUUAUUCUGUGGCAAGAUAUUAUA
Molecule: messenger RNA, 2683 nt
Organism: Tripterygium wilfordii
Lineage: Eukaryota; Viridiplantae; Streptophyta; Magnoliopsida; Celastrales; Celastraceae
Product: MND1-interacting protein 1-like
Exons: 3
Coding region: 76-2373 (765 amino acids)
Source: RefSeq, a predicted model, not a curated record